AUGGCUCUGGAUAGAUUGCAAUCUACAUUGGAAUCCAAGGAUCUGGUCCGAAUAUCGGGCAUUGCGAGCUAUCGCGAGUAUCCCUUUAGCUCAGACGGCAAGCUGUUGUUAUAUCGCGUCAAAGACAAGCAGAAGGAAGAGGGUUCUUCACAAGCAACACAAACCACAGAUGUUGUUGUUCACGAUCUUGUUCAGAAUGCACAGAAGCACGUUAUUGGCGGACCAACCGAGUCGAUCGUAUGGACAGAAUUCAGCCCAGAUGCCAAAAGCGUCGCGACCGUGUCCCGAGACGGUAGUCUACGCGUCUUUGACACCACAAAUGGCGAGUGUAAGCACAAGAUCAGUCCUCCAGAAGGACAAUAUUGGAAAGCCGAGUGGUCACCAGAUUCCAAGCACAUCUUGGUCUCGGGCUUGAUGAGAGAAACAGAUCAAGACCAGACCAUCCGCCACACAUACUAUCUGGCUGUGCAUUCGANNGGCGAGGCUGGCGAGCAAGUCGCCAAGUACAAGAACGAGAACAUUACCAGUAGAGUGACAGGCAUAAUCACAGCCUGGUCUCCAAGAGAUGAGAUCGCGAUUGCGCACGAGAUUAAUAUCUGGAUCUGGAAACCAUUCGAGGACAUUAUCUCCACAACCUGGUCUCUGAAGAUUGAAAAUCCACUGAUGCGCGUGUUUGCCAACACCAUCGAGCUCAUGUGGGCUGAAGAGGGCAAAAUAUUGAUUGCCAAGAAUUGUGGUGGCACGAUCGAAGUGUGGGACCAAGACGAGAAUGUCAAGUGGAGGAUGCAAAGACCUAUGGGAUCUGGCAUGACAAAGAGUGCCAGGGGUUGCCACUGGCUCGAAGGGUCUUAG
This is a messenger RNA of Aureobasidium uvarum, 852 nucleotides long. The record is from the annotation of a GenBank genome assembly. NCBI's taxonomy places the organism in Eukaryota, Fungi, Ascomycota, Dothideomycetes, Dothideales, Saccotheciaceae.